CGCUCUGCUGCUGAUCGCAGACAGCAGUGUUCGCCUGCGCAGCAGCGCGUUUUGUUAUAUAGAAUCUACGUGUGUGGGUGUAUAUGUGGAGCGCGAGGAACCGCCGGUGGCAUCGCACCAGCCGAAGCCUCACCAAGUCGGGCGAGGGAGCGCCGAGCAAAAUCAUCCGCACAGCGUCCGUUCUCUCCGUCGAAAAGGGAGGGAAAGUGCGCGGAACGUAAAAUUUUUGUUUAAAAAGUGGUGACACGCGAUCAGUCUUCUUCUUCGUUCGUCAAAAGAAAAAAAUGGGUCCAGCGUGCUUCGAGCUGAUCCUCGUUGGCUUCAUCCUAGUGUUGCCGUUCCUCUAUGAAACAAGCCGCACCUUCCGCUAUUAUUUUAAGUUCCUCGUUUACUACGGCAUUGUGAUGGUGAACGCGGCUCUGCUUCUGCCCGCGUUCUCGCUGCGGCCCGGCAACGUCAAGAAUUUUCUACUGGCAUCGUCGUUAUGUCAUCAUGUCAGUACUCUGCUGGGAUUGCGUUGGGAGCUGAGAGGAAGGGAACACUUGGAGAAAGACAGAGCUUGUAUAAUUGUGGCGAAUCAUCAGAGCUCGCUGGACAUAUUGGGUAUGUUCGAUUUGUGGCCGGUGAUGGAUAAGUGUACCGUCGUGGCCAAAAAAGAGAUCUUCUAUGCGUGGCCAAUGGGCCUUGCCGCGUGGCUUUGCGGCCUAAUCUACAUCGACAGGAUGAACUCCGAGAAAGCGCGAGCCGUGCUGAACACCGCCAUGGAGAAACUCAAAGACAACAAGAUCAAGUUGUGGAUAUUCCCCGAGGGUACCAGACACAAUACCGGCGAGAUACAUCCAUUUAAAAAAGGUGCUUUCCACGUAGCAAUCAGAUCGCAGUUACCUAUACUGCCAGUUGUAUAUUCGUCUUACUAUUUCUUGUCCGCGGAAGAGAAGAGGUUUGAUGCCGGUCGCAUCCUUGUGACUACAUUGCCACCUAUUUCCACUGAGGGACUCAGUACGGAUGACGUGGAGGAGCUAAUGGAAAAGACGCGAAGCGCCAUGAGCGAGGUGUUUCACGCGGCAAACCGUGAGAUUCAGCUGUCUCUUGCCGCCGGUGAGAUAUUAAAAAGCGUUCUAUAAGAAUGAUGACAAACGAAUAAGAUGUGCUAAUGCUUUUCUACAAAGAUAUUAGCGAGUAAAUUUUUGCGCAGGAACCAAAGACUAAAGCAACCGUUUCACCAAUGUCCUCUAUUAUAUGUAUAUUACGCUAUUGUAUUAUUAUAUUUUAAACGUCUCUCCAAAGCUCCAUGAGAAUGGACAAAGAUAUCGUUCGAUUCGAUUUUUACGAUAUCCAAAUCACGAUAUCUGUACAACAAUACAUUUGUACGCUCCUUUACUUAUUAAUCUAUUUAUUUUAGCUGCGCAGAUCACGCGAGAAUCUAAGUAUCUUUUGUCGCGUAGUUCUUUCGUUUACGCGUCUGUAUUCUCUUGCGUCGAAUUUAAUCUUAACGAUAUAUAAGAUAUAAAUAUUAUUGUGUGUUCCCGUGUGUCAGUGAGAUUACAAUGGACUUCCGUUUCCGUAUAUAGAAGUUUUUGCCCUUUACUUAAAGUAAGUUAUUACGAACUAUAUACAAAACACAACAAUACAUUGUUGACUUACUUACAAAUCUGCUUUGAUUGCAAACGGAAAUAGAAGUCCUAGCGAAUAAAUCUUUUAUCGUCAAUGUAAAAACGUUAGUCGUGACGUACGAAGCUGUUUACGAGAGUGAUUGCUUUAUAUAUCUAUAAAACAAGCAAGGAGACAAACAAAAUUGCAUGUGAGUAAAAAAAUAUAAGAUCGAACGGAAUAAUUCAUAUGCGAUUGCUGAAUAAGUAUAGAGAAACAUUCCUUUUGGAUUAAAUAUAAAUUUUAAACGUACUGUACAAUAUACAGCACUUUUAUGAGUAGAUAUGAAUAGAAUGAGAGAAAAAGAUAUGUAUAUACAUAUAUCAUGAUUUCGUAAAGUUACAACUUGUACAUAUAAUUCGUUAGAACGUGUUUUAUAAAUUGUGGGAACAUGUUGUUAGUGUUUAUAUACUUAAACGGAUUGUACUAAAUUUAUAUUAUUAGACAUAUUUUGCUAUAUAAGAUAACGCGCUUGUACAUUCCUGUUUGUCUGUUUUUUAUGCUUCCACUUAUUUUAUUUGAUACAACUGUAUAUCUAGAAAAUGAAUUAAGAAAUACGUAUAAUAUAUUAAAAAUUUACACACUUAAGUGAUUUACAGUGAAGUGCACCUUAAUUUUAAAUAUCUUAGAAAGAGAGAAGUUGGACUUUCACACAAAACAGUCUUUUUUAACCAAAACAAAAGAUGAUGCAAUAUUUAUCGAGAGUACUCUUUGAAAAAUUUCUAAAAACUCGCGAAUUUUUCGAUCACACGAGAUGCAAUUGUAUAACCAUGUGGAAAUAUCGUUAAAUAAUAAACUUGUCACGUUAGUAGUAUUAUCUUCCUGAAUAAAUAAAUAAAAAAACAAAAACGCACAAUUUUCUCAAUUGAUCGUAUUUAAUAAAAGUUAAACGCUGCGUUUAAUGUACGAUUUCUAGUGUAUUUAAUCGAAGUAUCUAAUGCAUGAAUAUAGAAAUUUGGAGAAAACUUUUUGUAAUUUUUUAUAAAUCUAAAAAAAUUUUUUUUGAACUUACAAAUAUUAUAAACAUCUGUGUUCUUUCCUCAAAAAAUUAUCAUCUGAGAGGCGGCACUUUACGUUUACUUACGUAUAUGAUUAAUUGUAAAUCACAUGAUACCUUUGAAUAAAUCUUUUACUUAACGAGAUUACACAUACACGGUCCUCUAAUAGAGAUUUAUUUCAGUGCCAAUUUAUACGAGAAGAGCAGCUAUUGUAUGAUAAUUACACUUAUUGUAUAAAUAAUUUUUUUACGUAAAAAUAACUAACGCAUUCUAUCACUUCAAUACAGAAUUAUAAAUUGUUGCAUUUUUUCGAAUGUGAGAAUGUCGAUGGCAUCGAUUUUAUAAGACAACGUUACAACAUAUGUAAAAGUAGUAUAGCUUAUUAUUCCAAAGAAUAUACAUAUAUUAUUAUAUUUUUAACUCAGGCAAUGUAUUAUACAUUAUGAUGUUACCUGUGAUCCGUCAAACACUUAGCAAACAUUAAUCACGUCAUAAAAGAUAUUCAACGAAUUGUUAUAUGUACAUUAUGUAAACUUUUUAUCUGUGAACCGAUUCACAAUUGAUUAAGUUUAUCGAAAAUGGUUUUGUAUAUGAUAUGUAUAAUUGCAUUGUAAAUUAAAACAUAGUUCGCAAAGUGUAAGAGCAAGUAAUAAAAUAUAUCUGAUUUUAAUGUUGUUUACUG
This is a messenger RNA of Pseudomyrmex gracilis, 3330 nucleotides long. It is a transcript of the gene Agpat1, whose product is annotated as 1-acyl-sn-glycerol-3-phosphate acyltransferase alpha. The record is from RefSeq and is a predicted model, not a curated record. The transcript has 4 exons. Gene Ontology annotation, molecular function: 1-acylglycerol-3-phosphate O-acyltransferase activity. Gene Ontology annotation, biological process: phosphatidic acid biosynthetic process. The coding region runs from base 285 to 1124 and encodes 279 amino acids. Gene Ontology annotation, cellular component: membrane; endoplasmic reticulum. NCBI's taxonomy places the organism in Eukaryota, Metazoa, Arthropoda, Insecta, Hymenoptera, Formicidae.